Molecule: messenger RNA, 1305 nt
Organism: Anopheles funestus (African malaria mosquito)
Lineage: Eukaryota; Metazoa; Arthropoda; Insecta; Diptera; Culicidae
Product: N(4)-(Beta-N-acetylglucosaminyl)-L-asparaginase
Exons: 3
Coding region: 79-1140 (353 amino acids)
Biological process (GO): protein deglycosylation
Cellular component (GO): lysosome
Molecular function (GO): N4-(beta-N-acetylglucosaminyl)-L-asparaginase activity
Source: RefSeq, a predicted model, not a curated record
AUUCGAACGAUCACUCUCUCCCGUUGACAGCUUCCGAACUGACGUUUGUCGCUCUGGUUGCUUUGUUUAUCUGCGGAGAUGCUGCGAUUGUGCGUUGUUUCGUUCGCUGCUUUGAUCGUUUUAAAGUUUUUAGGACCUGCUAACGGAGGAUUACCACUGGUGGCAACUACUUGGCGCUUCACAAAUGCUACCCUGAGAGCAUACCAAUCGCUAACCGUGGGUCAGUUUGAUCCGAUUGAAGCACUGGUUGAAGGAUGCAGUGUUUGUGAGCGGGAACAGUGCGAUGGAACGGUUGGAUUCGGUGGUAGUCCGGAUGAGAAUGGGGAAACGACACUGGACGCUAUGCUGAUGGAUGGUACGACGAUGGACAUUGGUGCCGUUGCGGCAUUGCGCGAUGUGAAGCAUGCGGCCGAAGUGGCUAAGUAUGUGUUGCGGAACACCAAACACACGCUGCUGGUUGGCAGCCAGGCUACGGAGUUCGCUCUUAUGAUGGGUUUCAAAAAGGAGUCACUACAAACGGACGCAUCGAAGAGUAUGUGGAGUGCGUGGAAAAACAAUCACUGUCAGCCAAACUUUUGGAAGAAUGUUAUUCCCUCACCAGCGAUGUCUUGCGGUCCAUAUGAACCGGUGUCCGCCAACAGCAUCCAUCCUUCUUCGGACGCACUGUCGGAGAAUCCAUCAGAUCGAUCCGAUUUCUCCUUCGGUCGCUAUAACCACGACACAAUUAGUAUGAUCGUGAUCAACGAAGAAGGGCAUGUGGUCGCUGGUACGUCCACUAAUGGGGCACGCCAUAAGAUUCCCGGACGAGUUGGAGACUCUCCAAUCCCUGGAGCGGGAGCAUAUGCCGACUCCGAAGUUGGUGCAGCAGUGGCCACCGGCGAUGGCGAUGUAAUGAUGCGCUUUUUACCUUCACUGCUAGCUGUGGAGGCAAUGCGCGGUGGGCUAGGUCCAGCUGAGGCUGGUCAACAAGCCAUCGGAAGGAUUGCAAAGUAUUAUCCUUCGUUUGUCGGUGGAAUUGUAGUCGUGACAAAGGAUGGAGAGUAUGGAGCCGCCUGUCAUGGUAUGGAAGAGUUCCCGUACUCUAUAGCGGAUGGAACCGUUUCGGAUGGGGAUGUACAUGUGCUCACUGUCAAAUGUUGAACACAUUAAUGCAAAACAAAGGGUGAAAAACUGCAACAGGAAAUUAUCAUAAUUCACGAAUUCGAAAGGUUGUAGUAAUAAAAUCCCUUUUUUCCAAGCUCAGAACGAAUUCCAAGCAGCAAUUAAUCCAAUCAUAAUAAAAUCAGUUGUAAUCUAAUUUUUAAA